UAGAAAAAUAGAAUCAGACCCACUCACCCACCUGCCUCGCUCAUUAACAUCAUCCACUGCAACAUCAAGCUCUUCCCCAGUUGGAAAGCGACUAACCCAACACCUUCUCCAUUUCUCCACCCAUCUAACUAUAUAUACUCUCUUUGCUCCUUAUCUGCUUAUAUUAUAAUACCCCAGCUUUCACCAACAAAACUGCAAAUAAAAAUGCAUGCCAAUCCUCCAAAAUCAUCCCUCUUGCUCCACAGAAUUAACAGUGACACCCCAGCACAUAACUCCACCACCUCUACACCUGAUAAUUCCUUCAUGCUUUGCCAAAAGCGCUACCCUUUAACAUGCAAUAUGCCCGUCCCUGACACCGUUGCUCGCCACCACACCCACCCAGUUGGUCCCAACCAAUGCUGCUCUGCCGUUGUCCAACAGAUCGCCGCCCCCGUCUCCACCGUCUGGUCCGUUGUCCGCCGCUUCGAUAAUCCCCAGGCUUACAAGCACUUCGUCAAGAGCUGUCACGUCAUCGUUGGGGAUGGUGAAGUUGGUACCCUUCGUGAAGUCAGCGUCAUCUCGGGCCUCCCCGCUGCCAGGAGCACAGAACGCCUCGAGAUCCUUGACGACGAGCGUCAUGUUAUCAGCUUCAGCGUCGUUGGCGGAGACCAUAGGCUAGCUAACUACAGGUCGGUGACGACCCUCCACCCUUCCACUUCUGGGAACGGAACGGUGGUGGUGGAAUCCUACGUGGUGGACGUGCCGCUGGGUAACACCAAAGAUGACACCUGUGUGUUCGUCGACACUAUUGUUCGGUGCAACCUCCAGUCACUGGCUCAGAUCGCAGAGAAUCUCUCCAGCCGCAAAUAGCAAACAACGAAACCAAGUCAUUUUCGUGAGUAGAUUCAGAACCCUCCAUCAAAAUAGAUUAAUUUCUCUCUCUCUCUCUCUCUCUCUUUGGUGAUACGCCGUCGAUUUUGUGAGUAUCCGAUGUUUGGGUUGCCGAUGGAACAUCUCAUCACUGCCAAGUUCAUGUUUAUCAUUUCACCUGUGUAUGUGUAUCAGCUUCUUUUGUUUAUUUUGUUUAUCUCUUUUUCUUUACUUGUUUAAUCUGUGAAAUACUAUUAUACUAAUAAUAAAUACAGACACUUGAUUGUUAAAAUA
This is a messenger RNA of Gossypium raimondii (Peruvian cotton), 1143 nucleotides long. RefSeq names its product abscisic acid receptor PYL4. Lineage: Eukaryota; Viridiplantae; Streptophyta; Magnoliopsida; Malvales; Malvaceae. Gene Ontology annotation, molecular function: abscisic acid binding; protein phosphatase inhibitor activity; signaling receptor activity. The transcript has a single exon. Gene Ontology annotation, cellular component: nucleus; cytoplasm. Bases 205 to 849 code for a protein of 214 amino acids. The record is from RefSeq and is a predicted model, not a curated record. Gene Ontology annotation, biological process: abscisic acid-activated signaling pathway.